Molecule: messenger RNA, 222 nt
Organism: Alternaria triticimaculans
Lineage: Eukaryota; Fungi; Ascomycota; Dothideomycetes; Pleosporales; Pleosporaceae
Exons: 2
Coding region: 1-222 (73 amino acids)
Source: RefSeq, a predicted model, not a curated record
AUGCAGCACGUCGAACGGGAAACGAUAGAGGCGACACUCACCAGGCCACCCGCGAACCAAUCGGCCGUACUGAUAUGCAACGGCUUACGGACGGACGAGACCGCCAUUCAUCCCGUAGCGUUUGGCAAGCGCUGCGAGACCGAGCACAACCUUCUCGUGCCCAUCGGAGACGCCAAGAGGAUCAGGAUCGAGAUCAGGGCUGAAGAGUGCAAGGGAGAAUAA